AUGAUAAGGUCUCAACAAGAACGCGAGGAAGAAGAUGAAGAUGCUCCAGUGUAUACAUGGGCGGGAUUCAAGGAAGAGUUUAACGCAAAGUAUUUUCCCAAGAGAUGGAAGGAAGAAAGAAUCUGGGAGUUUAUGAGACUCAAGCAGACUGAUGAGAUGUUUGUGAAUCAAUACGACAACAGAUUCACUCAGCUGGUUAAGUACGUGCCUAUGUACAAAACCGACGAAAGUCAGAAAGCACAGAAGUUUGUUUCAGGAUUACAAGUAAGCUUUCAACAAGUGUUAAGCGGAUGGGACAUUGACACUUACAAGGAAGCGUUACACCGAGCUCUAACCAUUGAGAGAAACCUAACACGGGUGAAAAUAAUCAAGAUUGAAGAAGGGAGCAAGGGCAGUAAGUCGGGAAAUGUAACUGCUCAAUCUAAGGAUGACAGGAAGUGCCCUCGGUGUAAGAAGAAACACUUUGGAAAAAAAUGCAUCGUAAAAUGCUAUGCCUACGGCGAAGAAGGCCACAUUGGAAGAAACUGCCCGAAGAUCAAAGGAACGCCCCAAGUCGAGUACCAGGAAAAAAUGGUGUGCUACAAUUGCGGGCAAUUGGGGCAUAUCUCACAGGAGUGUCCAAAGAGACAAAAGAUGGAACCACCAAGUGGAAGAGCAUCGAACGUUCGUCCUAGCCGAGUGUACAAUUUGACUUGUGAGGAUGCUGAGGCCAAUCCUAUAGUAAUUGAAGGUACACUGUUCUUUUCAAACAUUCCAGUUCAUGCUUUAAUAGAUCCAGGUGCUACGCAUUCCUUUGUUUCGCAUGCAUCAGUAGAAAGUCUAAAGCUAGAACCUAGGGAGUUGGGUUAUCAAAUGUUAAUAGCUACGCCUAUGGGUUCAACCCUAGAGACAGCAUUGGGAUGCCAAGGUUGUAAUCUGGAUAUAAGGGGGGAAAGUUUCAAGAUAAACUUAGCCGUGUUAGAUAUUCACGAUUUCGAUGUAAUUAUAGGAAUGGAUUUCCUAUCAACACAUGAGGCUAAGGUGGAUUGCAAGAACAAGACCGCGAGUUUACGCUAA
Molecule: messenger RNA, 1056 nt
Organism: Diospyros lotus (date-plum)
Lineage: Eukaryota; Viridiplantae; Streptophyta; Magnoliopsida; Ericales; Ebenaceae
Exons: 1
Coding region: 1-1056 (351 amino acids)
Molecular function (GO): nucleic acid binding; zinc ion binding
Source: RefSeq, a predicted model, not a curated record